This is a messenger RNA of Nyctereutes procyonoides (raccoon dog), 697 nucleotides long. RefSeq names its product integumentary mucin C.1-like. Lineage: Eukaryota; Metazoa; Chordata; Mammalia; Carnivora; Canidae. The coding region runs from base 87 to 554 and encodes 155 amino acids. The transcript has 4 exons. The record is from RefSeq and is a predicted model, not a curated record.
GAUGUGCAACGCUGGGGUCAGAGUCCUACCUUCUCCUGAGCUCUGACGCUUUCCUCUCUGUGCUCCCUGCUGAUCCAUUCACCAGCAUGAAGGUCCUGGCGUUGCUGGUCCUGGUGGCAGUCUCCACCUUCCUGGUCUCAGGCCAGGAUACAACAGAUGCUCUGUCUGAUAGCUCUAGUGUUGCCCCUGAAGCCACCAGUGAGGCCCCGGCCACCACAGCUGAUGCCGCCACUGAGGCCCCGGCCACCACAGCUGAUGCCGCCACUGAGGCUCCGGCCACCACAGCUGAUGCUGCCACUGAGGCUCCGGCCACCACAGCUGAUGCCGCCACUGAGGCUCCGGCCACCACAGCUGAUGCCGCCACGGAGGCUCCGGCCACCACAGCUGAUGCUGCCACUGAGGCUCCGGCCACCACAGCUGAUGCCGCCACGGAGGCCCCGGCCACCACUGCUGCGGCCACCACUGCAGCUCCUACCACCAAGACCAGCAAGACUAAAUUUAUCACUAAGAAGCCCAUCCCUGGCUGGCUUAAGAAAACACUGAGAUGGAAUUAGCCUUGGCCUUCUGCGUUUGUUCCUGCUGGACUCGGCCACUUGUCUCUUCAUUUGAUUACUUCACCCACUUACCAUGUGUACCAACUAUCUCUUAACCCCAAUAAAUGUAUCUGUUUUCAAAUAAAAAACAACAUUGAGCAACA